AUGGCACGUCUAUCCCCACAUUCACGAGUAACCACUGCAGCAGUUCCCUCUUAUCAGCAUCAAACUGUCCGGUCAUUAUCCAUGUGGCGGAUUCCCAUUCUGAUUGCCACAGCCGGCAAAACCAAAAGACGACUUGCUGUAACGGCUCUUUUGGGUGGCGCGAGUCUCAUUAGCGCUGUCGUGGGACCUGUGGUAUGGAUUAUCCUUGGUGGCACAGGCGCUUUUGUAGCGUGGCGCGUAUGGCGUCAAACGAACAAAUGGUGGAAAUACAUUGGACCUCCAGCCGCGACCAUUGCUGGAUCUGCCGUUCCCAUGACCUCGACGGUGUGGAACGCCGUUAAAAACCACGUUGGAAAACACCGAGCGGCUGAUGAGGUGCGCCAGAAAGCGAUCGAUCAUGUCAAGGAGUGGGCGCAGACCCAGCAAGGACGACAAAUUCUACUGAAUGAAUUCAGUGUAGAUCACGUCGAUGAACUCACCUUCUUCCCCACCCAUUCGUCAGAAACGGUAACACGCAAAAUAUCACAAAAUGAGGGAAAAGAAGAGACUGAAAGAAACGAGGUGAAAGUGGAAUUUUGGGUGGAAGACGAUCAAACGAUGGGAAACCGAGGUGGAGGUUGCAUUGUGCAUGCCUGGGCCUCCGUUGACAAGAAAGGUCAACCACACCUCGAAAGCCUCAAAUUAAGCGCACCUGGAUGGCAUGACGAUGAAACUGUACCAUUACAUUACGACAGGGAUACAGGAAGGGAAAGAUUGUCAUAG
This is a messenger RNA of Radiomyces spectabilis, 762 nucleotides long. RefSeq lists its product as uncharacterized. NCBI's taxonomy places the organism in Eukaryota, Fungi, Mucoromycota, Mucoromycetes, Mucorales, Radiomycetaceae. Bases 1 to 762 code for a protein of 253 amino acids. The record is from RefSeq and is a predicted model, not a curated record. The transcript has a single exon.